AUGCUGCACGAAGAGGUGAGAUACGAGCCUCCCCCGGUUUCGACCUAUCCCUUCAAGAUCGCCGCGAAGCGUUACUGGUUGCCCCAGUUCGAAUCAAACAUCGGCAGUCCUGGGGCAUUGACUCUCGUAUUCCUCCAUUCCACGAGCUUCCAUAAGGAAACAUGGGAGCCGACUUUGGAAUGUCUCUUUGAGCUCUUGGCGAACCAGAAGAAGGUAGUAGUGAGGGAAGCCUGGGCUAUCGACUGUCCGAACCACGGAGUAGCCGCCGUACUGAACCAGGCGCUCUUGCAAGACCCGAAGUACUCAAACCAGUUUACCUGUGAGAAGUACGCCUGUGCAGCCCACGCGUUCCUGACGUCGGGGCCAGUCGACUUCCGACAUCGAAAUCUGGUCGGCAUCGGCCACUCGUUAGGGGGUGUGGCAAUGACGAUCUUGCAAUGCAAACAGCCCGCUGUCAGGUUCUCCUCGGUCAUCCUGGUGGAACCCAUGCUGAGUCCGCACGGCAUGGACCAUCUCGCUGAACUGCGACGCAGCCUGGUGCAGUCCGCACGGCGUCGGCAGUUCCUCUGGGAAAGCCGCGACUCUGCCAUCCGGUCUUUUGAGCGGAGCCGGGAGCGAGCCGCGAGCAGGGGCCGUCGCGCCUGGCACCCAAAGGUAGUGCAGCUAUACAUAGAAUAUGGUCUAAGACCCUGCAGGGAUGGCUACACGCUAUCCUGUACCCGGGAAGAAGAAAUAGCCAUGUACGAAGACAAGGACGGAUCCACCAAGCCCGUGAAGUGCUUAGACGAAGCGUGCAGGCGCCUCCCUAUCCAUCUGAUGCUCGGAGAAUUUCCGGAUUACAUUCCGAAGGCCGUGCAGGACGCACUGAGUUCCGGACGUACUUUCGCUUCACGGCGAACGAUCUUGGGCGCAGGCCAUCUCGUACCCCAAGAAGUCCCAGAAGAACUAGCCAAACAUCUAUUCGAAACGCUGAUCACAUACCCGCCGGAUCCAAGACAUAUUCAGUCCAGGCUCUAG
Messenger RNA from Gloeophyllum trabeum ATCC 11539, 1017 nucleotides. RefSeq names its product alpha/beta-hydrolase. Bases 1 to 1017 code for a protein of 338 amino acids. NCBI's taxonomy places the organism in Eukaryota, Fungi, Basidiomycota, Agaricomycetes, Gloeophyllales, Gloeophyllaceae. The transcript has 7 exons. The record is from RefSeq and is a predicted model, not a curated record.